AGUGCGCGACUGCGCAGCGCGGGGUCAGGGGUCAGGGGUGACGGAGCGCCGGGGAGUCAUGUCCUACUGCCGGCAGCAAGGCAAAGACAAGGUCAUUUUCGUGACCAAAGAGGACCAUGAAGCCCCGAGCAGUGCAGAGCUGAUUGCUGACGAUCCCAAUGACCCUUACGAAGACCAAGGUCUCAUUUUGCCAAACGGCGACAUCAACUGGAACUGCCCGUGCCUGGGGGGCAUGGCGAGCGGGCCGUGCGGGGAACAGUUCAGAUCGGCCUUCUCCUGCUUCCAUUACAGCAAGGAGGAGGUGAAAGGCGCCGAGUGCCUGGAACAAUUUAGAACAAUGCAGGAAUGCAUGCAGCGGUUUCCCGAGCUGUACCCGCAGGAGGACGAGGAGGGGGAGGAAGAGCGGGAGAUGAGCAAACCUCCGUCGGGAGAGGAAUCGCCGUCGGUGCAGGAGCAAGUGUCCAGUUAAUAUAUAAUCCAGGGAGAUCACCCCUCCUCUGUCUCUCACUCCCUCUUCCCUGGCAUCUCCAAGCACAAGGUGGUGAAGUUGUAAUCAACUGCAUUUGGGCCUUCUUUUAGACCAUGUUGGCUGAUACACGCGUCAUCCUGGCUUCACAGCGACGGGGUCAUUGUGAUUUGUCAAUAAACAGCACUACGGCAGUGCCUACCAAGAGCCCAGACUAUGCGGGCUAGUCUGUGUUCCUACAGUACUGUAAUUGCCAGAUCCAGUCAGGUUCCCCAUCUCUCGACGUGCUGGAAACUGUCAAUGGUGUAACAGCGAUCGCGAGGCAAUUGCAGAAAAGGUACAUUCUAGUAAAUUAAAACACCUUUUUACCUCA
Molecule: messenger RNA, 839 nt
Organism: Callorhinchus milii (elephant shark)
Lineage: Eukaryota; Metazoa; Chordata; Chondrichthyes; Chimaeriformes; Callorhinchidae
Product: mitochondrial intermembrane space import and assembly protein 40-A
Exons: 3
Coding region: 59-469 (136 amino acids)
Biological process (GO): protein import into mitochondrial intermembrane space
Cellular component (GO): mitochondrial intermembrane space
Molecular function (GO): protein-disulfide reductase activity
Source: RefSeq, a predicted model, not a curated record